Messenger RNA from Musca domestica (house fly), 5459 nucleotides. RefSeq names its product syndetin (gene Vps50). The coding region runs from base 545 to 3520 and encodes 991 amino acids. The record is from RefSeq and is a predicted model, not a curated record. The transcript is spliced from 12 exons. Gene Ontology annotation, biological process: retrograde transport, endosome to Golgi; endocytic recycling. NCBI's taxonomy places the organism in Eukaryota, Metazoa, Arthropoda, Insecta, Diptera, Muscidae. Gene Ontology annotation, molecular function: SNARE binding. Gene Ontology annotation, cellular component: EARP complex.
AAAAGAAAAAAAAACACACACACACAAACAUUAAUGAGAACAGCGCUCUCUUCACGAUGGUUGGUGUACGAGUUGGACCCACAAGAAAAUGAAAAAAUAGAGGCGAGUACCCCGUGUGUGGAGCAAAACAACACGAAUCAGUUUCUUUUUGUCGUUGCUCGUUGUCAUUAUAAAUGGGGUUGUUGUUCUUGCAGUACACACAUUAAAAGAUGUGCGCCGCGCGUAGAUUUCUUCUUGUUGCCUGCCCUCAGCGGCUUCGGCUUUAUGUAUUCCAAUACUUCUUUUUCGAUGUAACUCGUUUGUAAACGAUGUGGGGGAAAAAGUGACAAAAAUAAUAUUGCUUAAAGACAAAGAAGAAGUCUAGCCUUUUGGAUGACCAUUGGCUGUAAAAUGGACCACACAACUAGCAACGCCGACAAAAUUGGAGUGUGCCGCCACUGAUUGCCUCAUACUUGAAAAGCCAACGCCGCCAUCGAAAAAAUAGUUCGGCUUCUUUGUCUGUGCAUUGGUGUUAUUUUUCUUAUUUUUCUCUAUAUUUGUGGAAAUGGAUGGGAUUAAGGGAAAAUUUAUGGACCUAUUGCACAAACAGGCAAAUCGACAAAUGAUACCAGCCAUGGGCUUUUCAGAUUACUUCAUACAAAAUGUUACUGAAAACAAAUCCGCCGAUGCAACUUCUUCGAGGAAAAAGGCCAGUGGCGAAGAUGGUGGUGGUGGAAUUGCUGAUGAAUGCGAUUCAUCAGAAGCCAGUAGUUCCCAGAAAUCCGAUCAAGAAAUAUUGGAGAGCAUAACAGACAUUUACUUCCAGCCAGACAGUAAUGCAGACAUGUAUGAAUUGCAGAAAGUCUUGGCAAAUGGCGUUGAUUAUGGCCUAAUUGAAACAACCAUGAUGCAACUGCGUACCCAACACAAAGUAUUAUCCAAACAAGUAUUGCAAAACAUAUUGGAACAGCGAAGUGCCUGCAAUGUUGAAUUUACCGCCAUCAACGAAAUCCAAAAGGAAUUGGAGGAAUCUCUAUGGACAUGUCGCAAGGCCCGUUCGUACUUAAAUUAUGCCAAACAAAAUUUAACCACAACUAGUCUGGAAAUAUUGGCUUCCUAUCGUAAACGCGAGAUACUUAAAGAGUUGCUCAAUACACUGCAGGCCAUCAAGAAGUUGAAAUCUACCGAUGUCGAAGUUCAAAAACUUUUGUCAGACUGCAACUAUUCCGGAGCAAUAUCAUUGUUACUUAGCUGUAAAGAUUCCGCCGAUGAAUUUAUGCAAUAUAAUUGCGUUCAAUCGUUGAAUAAAAAACUACAAGAGACUCUGCUACUGACCGAAUUUCAAUUGGAUACAGUUUUGAAUGAGAUGAUACUUAACUUUGAUAUGCGUAAAUAUUCAAAACUUCAGGAGGCAUACAAGCUGCUAAAUAAAUCCCUGAUUGCCAUGGAUCAGCUCCACAUAAAUUUCAUAUCGGCCAUACAUUCCUCGGUAAACUCCGUUCUGCGCGGCUAUAAUGAUCCAAAUAUUGAUGAUAAUUUCAAGUUACUCUACGAACAACUGUGCGAGCAGGUUGAGGCGGACAAAUACAUUUCUUGUUUGAUAAGUUUGUGCAAAACCGUCUGGACAAUUUUAUCAUCAUAUUAUCAAAUUGUUAUAUGGCAUCAAAACUAUAAACUCUAUCCGUUGGAUAUGCCCGAGUCGCCUGACAAUUAUAUUCAGGAAAAACUCAAAAAAGGACAAUCACGUAUAUGGAAUGAUAUUCUAACAAAAAUUUGUAUAUUUUUACAAAGUUCCAAAUUGCGUACCUUGAAAUAUGAUCAGUUCAUUCAAGUUCUCAGCAUUAUACAAAGGCUGAAGAAAGUCGGUCAGGAAUUUUGUGGUGAAAAUUCAGAGAAAUUAAUUGAAACAAUGCAGCUGCAAAGUGAGGAGUUUUUUCAACGCUAUCAUGUUUGUUGUUUAGAGGAGAUUUGUCUGUUUUUGGACAACGAAUCGUGGACAGUGGUGGAUUCCUUUGCCAACAUACUACAGCUGCCGGAAUUCCGUUCAAUACGCCAUUCCUUGAGACGUCAUAAAACCCCACCAGGCUUAAUGGUUACCACGAAUACAUUGUCUGUUAACAAUUCUCCUACCAGCAACAAUAAUUGUGAUGAAUUGGUUUCGGUACACUCACAAGACGGUGGCAGUUCCAUUUAUGGUUCCUAUGGUUAUUUCUUACGUUUCAGUGAGAAAAGUUCCCCCUUUGAUGGUGGCCUUGAUGUUGCCAUGUUAGAAGAAGAUAUUCUGUCGGGCGUUGUUGAUGAGGCCUCUUGUUAUUUCAGUGAAGAGGACGCGGAGGAAAGCGAUGAUGAUCACAAAAGUUUACAAAGUAAAGAUUUUUGUGAUGAUUCUCCAGGCGCAGCUAAUGGCCAACAAUUGAUUGUAAAUAAUACUACAUUGAAUGUUUUUCGUUGUAUUGGCCGUUAUUUGCAAAUGUGUAAACUUUUACAUUGCAUUUCACCGAAAAUUGUGUCGAGUAUGCUGGAACUGAUUGAUUUCUAUGCCUAUGCUGUACAUGAAAUAUUUGCUAAAGAUUCGCCCGUACAAAUGGAAACUUUGUAUGCCCCGAAAUUGGAACAAAAAUUGGAGUUGGUUAGUCAAAAAGUUGUGCCAAACAUUAAGAUAUGGCCUCUAAAUUUUUCAUCAUUGAUCAAUAAUGAACUGGCAAAUCCUGAUACAUUAUAUGGCCUGUCGCAGCGUAUUGUGGCCACCGAAAGUGGACAUUGUAUGACACAACAAUUUCAAAUUUUACAAAGUUAUCUCAAUCAUUUGCUACCCAUAUCGGAGAGACCUAUGCUCACGUCAUAUUUUCAAUACAUACGGUUUAUGAAUGAUUUGGCCAAACCUGUAUAUACAUGUGUUACCUCGCGAGUUUUUGAUUUACCAGCUAUUCUGGCAAUGAUGGCCAAGGUGAAAUGGGAUGUGAAUCAUGUUAGUUUUCAACACAAUGGCUAUAUUGAUAUCAUGAAUAGGAAUAUACAAAAUUUUGCCAUGCGUCUGGAAGAAAUCGCCAAGGACAUAAACAUACCCAUGGAACCGGUUUGGAAUUCGGUGGCCCAUGUGGCCACACAUUUGUUGGUUGAGGGUUUCUCCAAUGUCAAAAAAUGUUCCGCCGGUGGUCGAGCCCUAAUGCAAUUGGAUUUUACAAAUUUCAUGUCCAUUCUAGAAUUGAUUUCAAAUCAAAAAUUCCCCGAACAUCGUCAAUAUGUUGAUAUCUACAUAAAGGCAUACUAUUUCGCCAAUGAACAAUUUGAGGAGUGGAUUUUGGAACAAAAGCAACAAGAACCAGCUCAAUACUCGACGAAGCAGCUAAUGAAUCUCAUACAGUGUGUAUGUGUAAGUGAUAAGAAAGUCAGACAGAAACUACUUAAUCUUUUGGGAAGUAGUAGUAGCAGUACAACAAAUGGUGGCUCCAAUUUAAAUAUAAGCUUAUCAAAUAUUACAACACCAAAUGCGGCAGCCAAUGCAACAGCUUCCACGACAACAUCCACGGCCUCAUCAUAAUAAAUUGCAGCUGCUUUGCGGCUACCUGCACUGGAUACAAUUGCACAAACUUUUUCUUCUCGCCCAGAAGAUGGGAAGGGCAAAGAGUAGAGCCUAUAUUUUCGAACGAACAAAACAACCAAGACAUUCACGAGAUACACAUACAGAAACACUCACAAGGGAGUGUGUAUGUGUCGGUUUUAUAGUUAAUUAUUUUUUUUAUUAGUUAAAUAGUUUUUUAGAAAUUUAUUAUGAACAACAUUCCACAUUUGAUACAAAUUUGUUUAUAUCGAAUAGUAAUUAUUAUUAUUUUUAUUUUAUUAGGUUUUUUAAUACCCUUUACCAUGGUACAAUGAUAUCAAGGUAGGGCAAAACUACCAUAUGAUUUUAAUUUUUUUUAUUUUCUUGGCUUAAUAUGUCAUCUUUUUUUGUUUAUGUAUGUGUUUUCUUUUCAAUAACAAAAAAAUUGUUCAGAAAACAUUCAAAUUCGGGUGUUUUCAAAAUGUUUAUUUCAACGUAUGUAUCGACAAAAUCUAGAGUUUUUGUAGCGAAAUAAUCUUUUAGAGACAUAUAGUACAUGAUUUUGAAAAGAAGUGUUGACCUUUCAUUCAAUUAUCGCGUUUUUCAAUUAUUUAUUCAAAAUAAAUGCAACAAGUUGUUUGAUUUUGUUAUUGUUUUGAUACUAAUUCUGACAUUACAAGCCAAACAGGUAGACCUCUAUACUUGCAAUUUUUUCAAAGUUGACCUACCUUCUCUUCUUUGUACCAUGCCCUUUACUAUGUAUUUAUUAUUAUUGUUCUUACUUUUCCCCUAUUGGAUCUCUGUUUUGAAUCUCUCUAUUUUGGCCUAUUGUAAAUCUCAUUAACUUAUUUAUCUCAAAAUUACUUCAAUCUGUAUUAUUGUUUUUAUAACAUUUCUAACAAUUGUAGAACUAGAUUUACCAUUAACUUUUUGAAAAUAUGUAAAAGUUCUCUGUAGGGGGAAUUCAUCAUUCAUUUUUUGGGCCACAAAACUUUGGUACUCUGACCCCCAAUACAUGAGGGUAAAAUCAAAUUUAUUUCAGAAAUUUUUCCAUUUGCUGUGGCGCUACCCUCAAAAGUGAAUUUGAAAAUGUUUCAAAUCUAGUUGUAAAAAAAUCCAAAAUGUAUAUCUUCAUACCAUACCACCACUCUAAGCUCUCUCUCUCUUUAUUCUCUAUACAUUUUACUUAAUUAUGUGAUCUUUUUUUUAUAAAUACAAAAGAAAUCUCUUUUUUAAAUGGGAAUCUAUGUUUCCAAGUUCUCUUCUUGGGAACAGACAAAAUUCUUGUAUGGAAACUACGGAUUUCCUUAAGUGUACCUUAUUUAAAUUAUUUGUUUAUUUUUCAUUUUUUUUAAGAAUUGUUUUAAGAAAUUAAGCAAACGGACAAAUAAUAUUAGCAAACUUUUAAGUAAUAAUUGCAAACAUAUAACAAAUAUUAUUACUCUAAAAAAAAAAGAAAAACAAAUUAACUAUUCAUAAAAAUACAGAUAGAAGAGCUUUAAAAGGAGUCUUCUAACAAAAAAAAAAAAAAUAAAUAAAUAAAUUGAUAAAAAAUAAAAUAAAAAUAAACUAUUGAAUGGAGAAAAUGUUUCGAAAUUUAAAAGGGGUCUUCUGAAAAAAAAAUCAUUUCAAGAAUUUUGAAUGGAGAAAAUUUUUCAAAUUUUAAAAAUUUAUUAUAUAUUCAAAUAUACUUUCUAAGUUAUAGUUUAAAUAUUAAAAUAGGUGAAAACAAAAAACUCGCAAUUUUUCGUUUGAAACCCCACCUUGUGUAUACAAAGGUUAUUGGCCCCUUUUAAAACUCUUCUAUCCAAUUAAAAUCUUUAUUGUAUUAUGUGCGGUAUAAAAGACAAUUAAAUAAUGUAAUAAUUUUGAAAAAGAAAAAAAUAUAGACAUAUAUUUUAUGAAGGAAUAAUCUUAUAAUAAAGCAAAACAACUACUA